This is a messenger RNA of Papaver somniferum (opium poppy), 1770 nucleotides long. RefSeq names its product protein ENHANCED PSEUDOMONAS SUSCEPTIBILTY 1-like. The record is from RefSeq and is a predicted model, not a curated record. Bases 150 to 1598 code for a protein of 482 amino acids. The transcript has a single exon. Lineage: Eukaryota; Viridiplantae; Streptophyta; Magnoliopsida; Ranunculales; Papaveraceae.
AGUUGAUUCUCUGGCCCAAACUAAUCAACAGCUUGCAUCAUGUUGAUUGAUUUUCUAUAAGGUUUCAUCUCAAACCAACGCUGUUUUUCAGUAUCAAAUAUAGCAGCUAAGCAGCUUCAUUGCAGAGAGUGAUUAAAAAGAGUUUCAAAAUGAGUGUUGCUGUUGCUGAGGUUCGUCGUGUCUCUAAAACAAAAGUACAGCCAGCAAGUUACGUCCAGAGAUCAUCUACUGAUAGCUAUAAGCGGAUUGAUUUAAAUCCGUGGGAUACAGUAUAUAUGCGACAAGUAUACAUGCAAAGGGGUCUUAUCUUUUCUAAGUUUCCCGAGCGACAAGAAGAUGAAGAAGAAAAAAGUGUUAACCCUGCUAACAUGAUAACUCAUCUUAAAACUUCUUUGUCAUAUACACUUGAUUAUUUCUUUCCUCUAGCGGGUCGUCUUGGCAUACAACAACAUGAAGAUGAUAACACGAUCUCCGUCUAUAUCGAUUGCAACUUUGAGGGUGCGGAUUUCAUUCAUGCCACUGCAGACAUAUCAGUAGAGGACGUCGUUGCUCAGCCCUACGUUCCUCCAAGUAUAAUAGAUCCAUUGUUUUCUCUCAAUGGGGUAAGAAACUAUGAAGGUCAGUCACAUCCUUUACUCUCUAUACAAAUAACUGAACUACUCGACGGUGUGUUGAUAGGGUUAAGUGCAAAUCAUUGUGUAUGUGAUGGAACAGCAUUUUGGCAUUUCAUUAAUAUAUGGUCUGAGAUCUCUAGAUCUUCCAAUUAUCAUACUUCUUGUCCUCCUCGGCCGGUGUUUGAGCGUUGGUUUUUCAAGGAUACAGAUUGCCCCAUCCGUCUUCCGUCCUCUUUAGCUGAUCAAGAAAUUUCGCCAGUAAUGAAUAUUAAUAAUGCUGAAGCUGUGCUUUUUGAGGAGGGUCGUCAUGUAGAGAAAUGUUUCCAUUUUACCAAAACAAACAUUGCAAAACUCAAAGAAAGGGCCAAUUCAGAUAUAAUUUCUGAAACAAAACAAAAUACAGUUGUAAUCUCUUCGUUACAAGCUGUAUUAGCUCACCUUUGGGUCGCAGUAUUACGUGCUACAAGUAGUUUACAUAAUAAUUAUGACGGAAUUGAAGAGACUUCAUUUGGAUUUGUGGCUGAUAUCAGAACUAAGUUGAUUCCGCCCUUGCCAGAAGGGUACUUUGGCAACUCAGCAUCAUAUUUGAAUGUAACAGCAAAGGACGAUGAGGUGCUCAAAAGGGGAUUUGGCUUCUUAGCUUCAUUAUUGAAGGAGGUGGUUAGCUCUAACAAUAAUGAAAACAUUAGAAGUACUAUAGAAAAGAGUAGAAAGAAACCAUCUAUCUUUAGUAGUGGUGAGGCAGGAAUUAAGAAGAAAGUUUUAAUGACGAGGAGUUCCCAUAGAUUCAACAUGUACGGAAAUGAUUUUGGUUGGGGUCGACCUAUUGCCAUGAGAACUGGAAUUCGUGGAAAAUCGAAUGGAAUGACUACUGUGAAUGAAGGCCCGGUUGAAGGAAGUAUCGACAUUGAUAUCAGCCUUCCAAUUGAGGUUUUUCAGGCCAUGGAAAAGGAUGCUGAAUUCAUGGAAAUAUUCUUAUAUUGAACUUUUUCUUAUAAUGUCUUGAGUAGUUGUUGUCUCUACUACUUUACUUUUACCUAUCGGUGUUGUUCUUCCUUAAUUUCAAGUAACAUGUAAUAGUUUGUAAUCCAUUCAAAAAAACCGAUUGUUGUAUCAUAACAAGGAGUAUUGAAGUGUGAUUGAUACUUGGAAUGCU